AUGGACAAUCCAAACUCUAAAACUAUAUUAACACCGGACAAUUUCCAUAAUGUACAUACGAUUUCACGAGCCACAUCCCCGGGUGGUGGACCUGACGGCGUCAACGGAGACGGCGAGCCUAAAGCACGAGUCCGACCACGCACAUAUCCUUACUUCAAGUACCUGCCAUAUCAGACAGAGGAUGAGGCCCAGCGGGCACGAUAUCUUCGAGACAUACUGACCCAGCUCUAUAUUGCGGUGGAAUCGGGCGAUUUCAGUCCUGGUGCGGUGCACUGGACACGGGAGCUGAGAGCAUGGCUAUCGCUCAAGUUUGACCCGACCCGCAGUGACCGGAUCAAGCUUGUUAAGCUGUACUAUGAGCUCUCUCUAGCUCCCGGCAUCGACCCCAACGUCGCCGAGCGUUUUUCGAGCAUGUUCAUGCUUCUCACAAAACGCAAGCAUUACCUAAGGCCAAUUAAGGACCUGACGUUGGACUGGAGACCUCUGUACAGAGAACUCAAAGCAUUCGUUCUCCCAACAGAAUCUGGCCUCGUACAUUCUUCGAACCUCAAGCGGAAUGUCAAGACUUUGACAAAGCUCUGCGCAUUUAUCCAGCUCUACGUUGAUCCUUGUGAGCUUCCAGCCAUGCUGGAGGAGUUCCUUCCGCAUUACAGCACCUCUUUCUCAGAAGGCGCGUUUGUCGUAGUCGGACUAAUCAAUUUGCUUGCUCCCACAACCCCACCACCGGAGUCAAGAGAGGAUUUACUACCGCAGCAUUAUAUGCCAACAUACUUCCAUCUUUGGUCCUUGGUUAGCCGGUCAAAAACUUUUGAUCAGACGUUCCUCGACUUCUUCUCCCGACUGGCGCGGGACUCAUUGCCUGCUGGACAUAUUCCGUUUUCUGAAUAUGGCCUCUUCACCAAAGAGCAAUCUUCUCUUAUUUUCACAGCCAUCCUGAGGCUCCUGGAAAUUCCAGUUGGGCAGUCGAGCUCCCCCUACAGUGCGCUGGUUGAUAUAUCCUCUGGAUUGGGGAUAAUGCUUGAUCGCGACUCUCGGAAGCAUCCAGUUGCACAUCACAUUGCUAGGUGGAUCGUUAUGUCUCUAUCACCAGCAUGUCUUGACAAGGAAGAAUCAAUCUUGAGCCAGCUCGAAGGCCUUAUACAGGCCGUAGAGACUUUUUUCCACCCGUCAAAUUCGGGCAGCUGGACUAAGACCUUAGCUCAGCUGGUGUACUACCUUACCGACUUCUUCGUAAUGCGCUGGAACAGAGAACAGAGUGGCGAGAUGGAGGUCCCACAGGAGCGAAGACUGACAGAGCCUUUAAAACGUCGCUUCGUGCUCUGCUUGCGCGACGUGAUAUUCAUGGGUAUCUAUUCUAAAAGCGCCACCGCUAUGAGCUUCUCGUUGUCGACCUUACAGGGCCUAGCAUUCUUGGAACCGCAUCUAAUCCUUCCAGGAGCUUUGCAGCGAAUCUACCCAUCUCUGCAAGGCCUGGUAGAAGUUCACCGUACCACUUCGUCACUCCGAGCUCUCCAGAUCCUCGCGCGGAUAAUAGCAAGGACUAAGGGGUACCGUUGUCACCUCACAACUCUCCUUGGAAUGGCAUUGCCCGGAAUUGACGCGAACGACCUUGAAAAGUCUCUCCACACUUUGACAUUCAUCCAGGCCGCAUGCUAUAAUAUUCCCAUGACAGACUUGACGAAGGGAAGAGACGAGAUUAAUUGUGAUAUGCUCGCUAUGCAAUGGAUUCCCGGAGAGAUGGAGCGGAUGGAACAAGAAGGCGUCGAAGUGCAGUUGAACUACGACACCGAACUCAGCGACGAGACGGAGGAGAUGAUUCUUCGCUCUUCAACCUGCGGUUUCGGAGACUUCAUUAUCUCAUUCCUAGGACGCGUCUUCACGCUACUGGAGAAUCUCCCCGACGUUUCAAGAGUGCGAAAUGGUUCGCCAGAGGAGAAUAUCGUGAACACGCUACCAGCGACCUUUAUGCCUUUACUGUCAUCGCUAUCACCCGAAUAUUAUGAGAUUGCUCUGACUAAGGUUGUCGAUUUUGUGUCAAACCAUGUCAUCCACCAAGCUCGCGACGCAAUGGCUUUCAUCUGUAACGCUGUUUGCAAAGUCAAUCCUGAAAAGGCACUGAAACGUUUUAUUCCAGUGUUGAUACAGGCCAUCCGAACUGAGAUUGAUGACAACGGUGCGGGUUCGACCCGGACCACUGGUACGGAUGUGCUUCCUCGUGAUAGGGGCCUUGUGUGGAAUGUCAGCAUGCUCAGCAUGUGUGUCGUGCACGUUGGGGAUGCCGUAUUAGCAUACAAGAAAGAGCUGUUCGAUAUUGCUGUCUAUAUGCAACAGAAGUGUCGCGGCAUCCCAACCGUCCAUGUCUCGAACUUUAUCCACCAUCUCCUUCUCAAUCUCACCGGGACAUACACCUCAGACUAUUCCCUCUAUGAACCUGAUGUUGUGGCCAAGGGCAUACAGCCCGAGCAUUGGUGUUACAGACCCGACCCGCAAAACUUGACCGUGAAGUGGCACGUGCCGAAGCGGCAGGAGAUAGAGUUUGCUGCCGAACUUUUUCAAAACCAGGCCGAGUCUGCCCUUAAGCAGUUAGCUGCUUUGACUGAUGAAAAUUCCAACAUCAGACGAGAUGGAAUCGGUAAGGAAUGGUCCGAUGAAGUGAUCAGAAACUUGGUUCUGUUGCGGCUUAUCAUUUCGGGUGUGUCUGUUCUCUUCGACGCCAAGGCUGCCUCAAAGACGAAGGGUAGCAGAACCAAUGGGGUAUCAGACAAGGCAGAGGACGUGGAGAUGACAGAUGGUGUGAUUGGUACUGGUCCUGAAGACGAAGAGGCCGAUUCCUCGCUUGACACUUCCGAAGAGGAUACUGUAAGGGAGACGUACACCUACCCAACGGGAUAUCCCUUAGAAGAGAACGACCCUAUCUAUGUUUCUAUCCAUGAUAUCCGGGAAAGGGCAGGCUGGACUCUUCACAAGGUGCAUAGGUACUUGUGUGAGAAGCAGGAGGACGACGUGCCCUGCUUCAGUGCUCUAUACUCUGCUUACAAAUGCUGGUUCGUCGAUGUUGGUAUCGAGAGGUCCGCCCAUGUACUGGAUAGAGUGACUCGCCUUCUUCUUGCCGACAUCCACCCUUAUAAGAUGAGUGGCAUUCGCAAGGAUUACCCACGUCCCCUGCUUAUUCGACGAGCCAACAUGUACCAUCUGCAGCGCUUAAGACACAAUGCCGCCCCACGCUGCCGGUCACGACUGGAUGAAAUCCUGCUCUUGGAUAUUGCAGAGUCGUGCGUAUCUGCUUAUACUGAGACGCGCCGUAACGCUCAAACGGCGGGAGAGUCGGCCUUGAAGGUCGUCUGGGGCUCCCGCCUACUCGUCAUCCCCCCACUUCUGAGGGCGCUGCAAAAUGGCAUCAAGGAGAAUGACUACGCGCGCAUCAAGGGUUCUUUGUUUUCUCUAUUGCUUAGCAGUGUGGCCAGAACCGUUGGCCGUCAUUGGAAGUAUGCUCCCACUUUAGUCCGAGCUUUUAUUGAUGCGAGUGCGGUUGAUAGGCCGUCUGUGCAACGGAUAUGCUCGAGUGUAGUAUAUCAGAUCAUGGAUUAUGGCCGUCCAAUGGAAAGAAUGGCAAUCCUAGACAGAGACCUUGUGGAGUCCAUCGCUCCAACGUCACAGAACGUCGACGAGCAAAUUCAGCAGAAACGAAAUUCACUAAACAACAAGCGGGCCCUUAUCGAGAAGAAGAAGGCCGCCUUGGCUGAGGAGCUAGUGGAUCUAGCCCGCGAAGCCCACUGGAAAGUUGCUAGUCGAGCAGCGACCAUUGUCAUCUCAAUGGGCCUGCGGUUUGAUUACAUCGCGAGCGAGCGCCUCGUGGAGCUCGUUACUAUGGGCUCCAUCGACGACCACCCUGGCUUGCGAGGUAUGUACUCACAGGGGCUCACGGCGCUGUUCACCAUGAUUGAUGUCCGAGCAAUUUGCAAUCACGACUACAAGAGCUAUAUCCUGGGUAACCAGAAUUUUCCAGCAAAAAUCAAAGUGGCCACCAAGCGAUAUGAGAAGGGCUGGACUGAGGAAUUUUUGGCAAGCUUUGCUAACCCGGAAACGGAGUAUUAUAUUGAUCACGAUUUCCCCGGCUGGCUUGUAUGGGCUGACCACAUGCCUGGGUACAAACCAAAUGUUGAACGGGACAUCGAGUACGAUCAGAUUGAAUGGCAGAUACGUUCUCGCAUGGGUAAGCUGUUCGAUCGGGCAUGGUUCAAGAAGUUCUUCAUGUACUUGAAGCAAGAGCCACGUGAUCCCUCAGCCGACAAGUUCCGCAUGUCCUGUGCAAUGUUGCUUCUGUAUGCUUUUGAGUUGAUGCUGCGCGAUGGACUUACAGCAGCCACCUUCGAAGAUAUUAAAGAGGAGAUUGAAGCGGUUUAUGAGGAUGGAAGUGAUAAACAUCAACAUCGGGCAACUGCAGAAAUUCUGGGUGCGCUGGUCAGCUCUGUUACGGAUACUAGUGUGGAGAAGCGAACGUUGGUCUGGGAAUAUGCGUUCCCAAUUGUGCAAAAGAUUUUCAUCGAAGGGUUGACGCCGGAGAACUCUGGUUACUGGACAACGUUUCUCCAUAUGAUUCUUCAGUGCCGUGACCCGCGACGAGUCUGGCCGUUAGUUGACUGGCUGGCGAGCUUCCGCCUAGACAUGACGACGAAUGCAGCUUUCAAGGAAAGCUCCAAGAUUAAUUUGCUGCAUCAAUCAAUUAUUGAUGCAGGCUGGCACUUCCGGCUUGAGAAACCGAUUGUUCAAGAUUACCUUGCCCACCUUGACCACCCUUAUAAAGGGGUUCGUGAAGCUAUGGGACAGACUCUAGCAACUAUAUUCCGUACGCGGUACCACGAAUCUUACCCAGACGUCAAGAGUCUGCUUGCGGAUCAAGAAGCAUCUUCAUCGGUUGGCUCUUAUCCGUAUUCACCGGAUACGGACUUCAGACAGAUGAUAAAUGAUAUCUUUACGCGGAUCGAGGAAUGGCGACAAGAGAGGACCCCUGGCCAACAGACGCCUUCUUCCUACACUUCGGGAAGCAAAACCGUUCUUCUUUGGCUUGACUCUACGCUGUCUUCUCAUGAGUGCACGCAGCUUGCCCCCUUCUUCGCUGAGGUGUUCACAGGACAACUGCUGCAUAUGAUGGAUGUUAAGGAAGAUCCAGAACUCCAAUCACUAGCAUACCACGUUUUCCGUCACCUACCGAACGUUCCGUAUCCCGCUGAGGAGAACUCAGACUUUAUUAAGACACUUAUCCGCAUUGGGCAGACGUCGCCCUCUUGGCACCAGCGGUUACGUGUCAUGAUCAAUAUUCAGAUUAUCUACUUCAGGCGUCUCUUCCUUCUCUCUCCCUCUGACCGUGAUAAGCUCUUUGAGUGCGUGGCGAGCAUGCUAGAGGACCCACAGCAUGAAGUCAGAGCGGGUGCAUCAGCCACGCUGUCAGGGAUGGUCCGUUGUUCUCCAGAGUUCCUCCGCAAAGAGAUCGUGGAUCGUUUCAAGAAGCGAUUCACCCAAAUCCUGGUAGAGAAUCCUCUUCCCAAACGACCAAAGAUGCCUCGUAUGGCCAGUGGGUUAUCGUCUCCGGGCUCCUCGGGAGCCAAUACUCCAAAUCCUGAACACACCCGUCUUGUUAUCUCCAGGCACGGUGCCGUUCUAGGUCUCGGAGCACUUAUUCAAGCUUUCCCCUACAGCAGUCCACCGCCGACAUGGAUCCCUGAAGCACUGACCACGCUGAGCGUUCGUGCGGCCAGCGAUCCUGGCAUUGUGGGGUCAAGUGUCAAGUCAAUUAUCAGUGAGUUCAAGAAGACCAGGCAGGACACAUGGCAUAUCGAUGCGAAGGCAUUUACCUCAGAUCAACUAGAAGAUCUCUCAGGUGUUCUUUGGAAGAGCUACUUCGCUUAG
Aspergillus nidulans FGSC A4 is the source of this 5907-nucleotide messenger RNA. RefSeq names its product proteasome activator BLM10. The coding region runs from base 1 to 5907 and encodes 1968 amino acids. The transcript is spliced from 3 exons. Gene Ontology annotation, cellular component: nucleus; cytoplasm. Gene Ontology annotation, molecular function: proteasome binding; peptidase activator activity. NCBI's taxonomy places the organism in Eukaryota, Fungi, Ascomycota, Eurotiomycetes, Eurotiales, Aspergillaceae. The record is from RefSeq and is a predicted model, not a curated record.